GUCGGACCGACCGGACAGCAGCGGAGGGAUCGUUAUAUCUGACACUCAUCACAGGGACACGGCAAGUCCUGGGAAGGAUUCACAACUCCAUCCAGCAUGAACAACUCCAGCUCCUCCUUAUUGUCCUUCCUCAAUGAAACCCACAACCACGAACGCGACAGCGUCGUGAGCAACGACUUCUCCACGAUCCUGGGCGCCGUCAUCCUCAGCCUCGUCUUCCUCCUGGGCGUCCCCGGCAACCUCUUCAUCGUCUGGAGCAUCCUGGCUCGCACCCACCACCGCUCGGUCACCACCCUCCUCAUCCUCAACCUGGCGUUCGCCGACGGCUGCCUCAUGGCGCUCACCAUCUUCUUCAUCAUCUACCUGGCCAAGCAGACGUGGGUGUUCGGCGACGCCAUGUGCAAAGGCGUGUUCUACCUGUGCAACACCAACAUGUACGCCUCCAUCUUUCUGAUCACGCUGAUGAGCGUGCACAGGCUGGUGGCCGUGGUGUUCCACAGGAAGAUGUCCUCCCUGAUCACCACGAGGAUUGUGAGGAGGGUGGUGGUGGGAUUGUGGGUGCUGGUGAUGGUCAUCUCCAUCCCCUCGCUGGUGUUUCGGGACGUCAGAGAGGACAAAGACGGGAUGGGCACAAUAAGACUGGUGUGCGCGCCCAAUCACACGCGGCCUCGACAUGUGAGGUUCCAGUACGCCCUGGAGACGGUCUCCGGCUUCAUCCUCCCGUACGCCGUCAUCAUCACCAGCUACGUCCUCAUCCUGUGGCGCCUGAGGCAGACCAAGUUCCGCCGGACCGUCCGCAGCGAGAACCUCAUCCUGGCCAUCGUGGUGACGUUUGGCAUCUUCUGGCUGCCGUACCACGUCAUCAACAUGAUGGAGGUGGCGGCUCAGUGGUACAAUCUGGAAUCCCCCACCAGAGAAACAUUGAUUAACAUCACCAAGACCAGUCGGGCGGUGACGUCGGCGUUCGCCUUCAUCAGCAGCUGCGCCAAUCCCGUCCUCUACACGUUCGCUGGGAAAUCCUACAUCAAGCAGAACGGCUUCGCCUUCAUGGCUCGGCUCUUUGAGGGCACGUCGAUGGACCAGACGGGGACCAAAAAGAGCAACACUGUGGGGAACAGUACGGCCGACUCAGGGACAGGAACUAGAAGCGCCAUGUUGCAGAGCAACUUCCGGCUGAUUUUUCUUUCUUUCCUUGAAACCAACAACCGGAUGCGCAUCUAUCAAUGUGUGAGGUUCCAGUACGCCCUGGAGACGGUCUCCGGCUUCAUCCUCCCGUACGCCGUCAUCAUCACCAGCUACGUCCUCAUCCUGUGGCGCCUGAGGCAGACCAAGUUCCGCCGGACCGUCCGCAGCGAGAACCUCAUCCUGGCCAUCGUGGUGACGUUUGGCAUCUUCUGGCUGCCGUACCACGUCAUCAACAUGAUGGAGGUGGCGGCUCAGUGGUACAAUCUGGAAUCCCCCACCAGAGAAACAUUGAUUAACAUCACCAAGACCAGUCGGGCGGUGACGUCGGCGUUCGCCUUCAUCAGCAGCUGCGCCAAUCCCGUCCUCUACACGUUCGCUGGGAAAUCCUACAUCAAGCAGAACGGCUUCGCCUUCAUGGCUCGGCUCUUUGAGGGCACGUCGAUGGACCAGACGGGGACCAAAAAGAGCAACACUGUGGGGAACAGUACGGCCGACUCAGGGACAGGAACUAGAAGCGCCAUGUUGCAGAGUGGGACUUGAGCAUUCAAUGAACUUUGUGCAUAAAUGAAAUCUGUAGGAAUAUGCAGGUGGAGCGUGUAGAUUUAGGUUGUGUUGGAACAUCAGUUUGACUGGUAGACAGCUGGGUAAGGACAAGACUUUGGAUGGUUUGUACCCACCCUGGAAAUCAGAAGUGUAAAUAAUUUGUAGAUGGGAUCAGUUGCAGAAAAUAACUUAAAACCAACUGUAUUUAGGCGCAAUUUGGUUGCAUGAAAACAAAUUUACAUUAUUUAACAGCCAUGAAACUGUAAAAGUAUUUUUUUUUACCGCUUGCGAUUAACAGCACAGAUAAAUUGUUUUUGUAAAUAGGUUUUGCAUUGA
Pseudoliparis swirei is the source of this 2064-nucleotide messenger RNA. It is a transcript of the gene ltb4r2b, whose product is annotated as leukotriene B4 receptor 2b. NCBI's taxonomy places the organism in Eukaryota, Metazoa, Chordata, Actinopteri, Perciformes, Liparidae. Gene Ontology annotation, molecular function: G protein-coupled receptor activity. Bases 97 to 1725 code for a protein of 542 amino acids. Gene Ontology annotation, biological process: G protein-coupled receptor signaling pathway. The transcript has 10 exons. The record is from RefSeq and is a predicted model, not a curated record. Gene Ontology annotation, cellular component: membrane.